AGCCAUCUUUUCCUCCCGGUUGCUGCUCUCUCUCCUGUAGCCCCCUCCCGGUUUCGGCAGCGCAGGGCAACUGGUUGAGUUUAUUUCAAAUAAAAACACGUCUAGCUCCCCAGCUACCUAAAUAUUCACGCAAGUCACCCAUGAAGCAUGGCGGCUAAUUUCGGGAAGAUCAUAGUCGGCAUUUACGUGGAAAUAAAACGGAGCGAUGGACGGAUACACCAGGCCAUGGUCACGUCCGUGAACGAGGAAAACGAGAGUGUGACGGUGGAGUGGAUCGAGAAUGGAGACACCAAAGGGAAAGAGAUUGACCUGGAGAGCAUAUUCUCGCUGAACCCUAACGUGGCCCCCGACGAGGAGAUCGCCGUGACACCCGAGACUCCGCCCCCUCCCGCUCAGAGUGCCACCAAGGUGCCCCGCAUUGCCAAGAACCGACGAACCAUCGCUCCCCCUAAAAAUGAAACCCCUGCAAGAGACACCCGAGCAGCGUCGGCGCGGGUGCGUCCCGGCCCCCAGCAGCCCGAGCCCCCCGCCCCGCCACAGCCAGCGCCGCCCCCCCAGGCCCCCCAGACCCCGCUGACCCAGGCCCAGGCCCAGCAGAAUGGUAGUAUCACUGACAGGUUGCGGCAGAUCCCAGCAAAAAUAGAGCAUCGAAUCUCCUCGCGGAGGAAAUCGAACUGUGUGAAGGAGGUGGAGAAGCUACAGGAGAAGAGAGAGAGGCGCCGAUUGCAGCAGCAGGAGCUGAGAGAGAAGAAGGCGCAGGAAGUUGACACUACGAUCCCCAACUAUGAGAUCAUGUACAUGAUCAGGGACUUCCGGGCCAGCCUGGACUACCGACCACUCAGCACGGCUGACCUGAUCGAAGAGCACAGGAUAUGCGUGUGUGUGAGGAAACGACCACUCAACAAAAAAGAGCUGACAGCGAAGGACCUGGACGUGAUCACCAUCCCCAGUAAGGACGUGGUGAUGGUGCACGAGCCCAAACAGAAGGUGGAUCUGACCCGCUACCUGGAGAACCAGACCUUCCGCUUCGACUACGCCUUCGACGACACCACUACUAACGAGAUGGUUUACAGGUUCACUGCCAGGCCACUGGUAGAGACCAUCUUCGAGAGGGGAAUGGCCACGUGCUUCGCUUACGGACAAACAGGAAGUGGAAAAACACAUACGAUGGGGGGAGAUUUUUCUGGGAAGAACCAGGACUGCUCUAAAGGGAUCUACGCAUUGGCUGCACGGGAUGUCUUUCUCAUGCUGAAGAAGCCGCACUAUAAGAAGUUGGAUCUGCAGGUGUUUGCCACCUUCUUCGAGAUCUACAGUGGGAAGGUGUUCGACCUGCUGAACCGCAAGGCCAAGCUCAGGGUCCUGGAGGACGGGAAGCAGCAGGUGCAGGUGGUGGGGCUGCAGGAGAGGGACGUCCGCUGCACCGAGGACGUCCUCAAACUGAUCGAAGUGGGAAACAGCUGCAGGACGUCCGGGCAGACCUCGGCCAACGCCCACUCGUCCCGCAGCCACGCGGUGUUCCAGAUCAUUCUGCGGCGGAACAGGAAGAUGCACGGCAAGUUCUCGCUCAUCGACCUGGCGGGGAACGAGCGCGGCGCGGACACGUCCAGCGCCGACCGCCAGACCCGCCUGGAGGGCGCCGAGAUCAACAAGAGCCUGCUGGCGCUCAAGGAGUGCAUCCGGGCCCUGGGGCGGAACAAACCCCACACCCCGUUCCGGGCCAGCAAGCUGACGCAGGUCCUGCGGGACUCUUUCAUCGGGGAGAACUCCAGGACCUGCAUGAUCGCCACCAUCUCUCCUGGCAUGACGUCAUGUGAGAACACGUUAAACACGCUGCGCUACGCUAACAGAGUUAAAGAGUUUGGGAUAAGUCCCUCAGACAUCCCCUUCUCCCAGAAUGCUGGUGGUCGCGCUGAGCUGUCCCCCACCUAUGAGUACGAUGGCUUUGCUACUUCAACACGCAGGGUGAAGGAGCUGACCGUGGACCCCAGCGCGCCCAUUGAGGGGCGCCCCAACAUCAACUCGGUGAACCAGCUGGACGUGCUGGAGGCACAGUGGGGCGUGGGGAGCUCCCCCCAGAGAGACGACCUCAAACUGCUCUGUGAACAGAACGAAGAGGAAGUCUCCCCACAGCUCUUCACCUUCCACGAGGCCGUGUCUCAGAUGGUGGAGAUGGAGGAACAGGUGCUGGAGGACCACCGAGCCGUCUUCCAGGAGUCGAUCCGGUGGCUGGAGGAUGAGAAGGUUCUGCUGGAGAUGACGGAGGAGGUGGAUUAUGACGUGGACACAUACGCAACGCAGCUGGAGCAGAUCCUGGACCAGAAGAUUGAGAUCUUAACCGAGCUGCGAGACAAGGUGAAGUCGUUCCGCUCGACGCUGCAGGAGGAGGAGCAAGCCAGCAAGCAGAUCAACCCCAAACGGCCCCGCCCCCUCUGAGCUCCGCCCCCUUCCUUCUCCAUGGAGGGGGCCCCCACCUGGCCCGCUCAGAGAAGGCCUGGGGGGCGCCCGCGUCUGAAGGUUUCAUGAAGGAUUGCGUCCGUCAGUCUGUCAGCGCUGACCGUGAAUAAAUAUCAAACCUGCACAACACAACAACAACAAAAACAAAAAAAAAGAAAAACUCACAACAGCGCCCCCCGGUGGUGGUACCACUCCAGCACGUCCUUUACCUGUCACCACCUGGGAUCUGUCCGAGGAGCUGGCUCGUUCUGUCCACCCUGCCGUCCACGAAAAAGAAACGGGGGAGGAAAAAAACAAAGGACUAGAGGAAGAAAAAAAAAAUACACACUAGACCUUGGGGAACUCCAGUAUUCAAUUCCUGCCUUUUUAAUUGGAAUGGGAAGAAAAAAACAGUUUUAUCCCCUACGUAUUUUAUUUAUAUAUUUUUUGUUUUAGGUUAUUUCGUUUUUUUUUGUUUUGUUUUUAUCUAUAUAGUAAAAAAAGAUUUGUAUAGUAAGAGACUGUUGGCUGGCUCCCGGCUGCCGGUCUGUAGGCUGGGUGUGUUGAAGGGUAAUGACGGUCCUGACACGUUUGCAUGUAUACGCAGAUCAGCUCGGAGCUGAAGUCCACCCCAUCACAGGCAUUAGCCAGCACUGUUUAUAGACAUGACUUUAGGGCCAGUGUUCCACCCUCCCUCCCUCUCUCCUUCUCCCUCUCUCCCCCCCUCUCCCUCUUUCCCCUGCUCUCUCUCUCUGCUGCGUACAGUAUCACAGUCUAUGUAAGGGUACGUUGUUUGUGCAGCUCUCCCCCUCUCUGCUCCCCUGCUCUCUCCCUCUCUUCCCCUCUCCCCUCUUUCCCCUACCCUGCUCUCUCUCUCUCUGCCGCGUACAGUAUCACAGUCUGAGUAAGGGUACGUCAUUUGUGCAGCUCCCCCCCCCCCCCCGUUACCUGUGUGUCUCGGACACCUGUCUGUAUUCCGCUUCGGUUUCUGUGCCAUAUCGUGUACGUUUAUGCGGCACCCGAGUUUUCCGUGCGACGUCGAAUCAUUCCUCCAUUCCUCUUUCCUUUUAAUACCGAGAAGAAGAAAAAAAAAAAGAAAGAAAAAACUCUUUUCCACCUCAUGUGACACUUUAUUUGUAUAAAAAGAGAAAAGGAAAAAAAAAUUUGAAAAGAUAAACGGGGGGGGGGGGGGGGGGAAUAACGAAACAAAAAACGCUGAUAACAAACGUUUAGUGCGUAGUUACUGACCUGCUGUUCGCAGAUGUUCUCUGGGCCUGUGCGCCUGAUGUAAUGCUGUGGAGCUGACCGAAUAAAAUGGGGACUGUUUGAUUUGA
Molecule: messenger RNA, 3767 nt
Organism: Anguilla anguilla (European eel)
Lineage: Eukaryota; Metazoa; Chordata; Actinopteri; Anguilliformes; Anguillidae
Product: kinesin-like protein KIF2A
Exons: 21
Coding region: 148-2433 (761 amino acids)
Biological process (GO): microtubule-based movement
Molecular function (GO): ATP binding; microtubule binding; microtubule motor activity
Source: RefSeq, a predicted model, not a curated record